AAACGUCCUUCUAGAUUUAUGGUUAAUUUUGGGUGAAACUGAAACAUAUUUUAUAAAAAAUUCUGGAAAGAAAGUUACAGACAGAAUAGACGGAAUAAUAUAUUUCAGAGCUAAAAUAAGGCAACAAAAAUCAGAAGAACGAAAUAAAGUUAUAUAAUAGACACAGGCAAUUUUAUGAGAACAUACGUUAUUUUAUUUUUCACCAUUGUCACUUCACCUUCCAGUUCAGUUGGUGGCGGUAAUGCGCCAAACGUUAGCUUCCCCACCGCCAAUGAACUUUACAAGAAGAAGAAGAAGAAAUGACAACAACAUGGUGGUUCGCUGUGUAUUUGGUUGCGCUCUUCCUCAUGUUCUCUUUUCUAUCCCUAAACGACCCACUUUGCGUUCCCGCUGGCUCGAAUUCCUUCAUUUUGAAGAAGGAGGAAUAAAUGAUUAUUCGCGUGUGUGCGCAAGGCAUUUUACAAAAGACUGCUUCACGAAUUUGAGACAAUAUGAGAUGGGCAGCGCCAGCUGUCUGGAUCUGACAGACACUGCUGUGCCAUCUCUGUACACGGUUGGAGUGUCAAUCAAUGUGAAGCCACUUACACGAGACGUGGCAUGCCAGUGUUCCGUCACAUCUGUGAGGAGCGCUGGAGCGCAAGCUGCCAUCCCACAUCCAAAGACUAAACGACGGAGUAAAGCGAUUCAAGUCAAACUUUUUGGCUCGUCUGUGUCCUGCUCUACGAGGGAUUUUGGCUCCAUCUUCAAUGCUCCGUUUCUGACAUCUGCUCCAACUAAAAGGUCACGUUUGGAUGAUAGCGCGGAUGAGAUCAACAACACUUCGUUGAGUACACUAAGGGAAUCAACAACGUGUGAUUCUACAUAUAAGUCUCAUGUGACUACAAAGAGGACAAUCAAAAGAGAGGUUUGCCAACCGCUCUACUGUACGCCUUGAGCUUGGGUGACAACAUGGUUGUGGACAUACAGUUAGUGCAGAGUUAUGAGGUGGGUGCUAGCUCUCGGAUGGGACUAGAAGGAUUCAAGAGGAGCAUCAACAUCUUCAAAUCUGCAGGGAUGAAGAUUGGUGCACUUGUCACUGAUCGCCACCCUUCAUUUCAAAAGUACAGGUAUCCAGUAUUAUUAUGUCACAUGAUGGCAUGUUUCAAAAGGUAUGUCCUUUUUAACAUGAUACAAAAACAGGAGAAGCAUCUGUAUAUAUAAUAUUUGUGUGAAAAUCAGACAAGCAGAUGAAAUUGAAACAAAUGUUUUCUUAUUUGAAAGGAAAUUUAUCUGACACAAUCAAGAGCAUCUUCUGGUGUUUUCAUCCAGAGAUUUUUUUAUAUGUGAACAGAGCUUAUGAAUGAUUUAUCUGCACACAUCAGUUUUCUUGUUUGUGUACUGUAAUCCUUUAUAAGUAAUAGUGACAUGCCAUGCAAAUUGUUCACAGGUGUAUCAUUUACUACAUAUUUUAGAUUACCAUUGGAGAUGGUGGUCUAGUGGGUUAAACCACUGAACUGAUAAAUCAAAAAGGUUGCUGGUUCGAUCCCAGCAGCCACCACCAGUGUGUCCUUGAGCAAGACACUUUACUCCAUGUUGCUCCAGGGGGAUUGUCCCUGUAAUAAGUGCACUGUAUGUCGCUUUGGAUAAAAGCGUCUGCCAAAUGACUAAAUGUAAAAUGUAAAUGUACUGUGAUCCUAAAGUGUCACAUUAAGAUGUUGUGCCAUUGAUUUCCUAUCAGCGUGCCCACAGGUGCCAAUAGGUGGCUGACCCCUGGUGUAGCUUAUACACACAUCAUGAUGUAUAUAUUUAUAAACAAAACUGUAUUAUUUUAAUGUAUAUUACUGAAGCUAUUACUAUUAAUAGUUGAAUUGCGCUGUGACUGUCAUACAAUAUGAAAAUAAAAAUUUGGUUAAUUAUGUGAA
Messenger RNA from Triplophysa dalaica, 1901 nucleotides. RefSeq lists its product as uncharacterized. The transcript has 5 exons. The coding region runs from base 242 to 934 and encodes 230 amino acids. Lineage: Eukaryota; Metazoa; Chordata; Actinopteri; Cypriniformes; Nemacheilidae. The record is from RefSeq and is a predicted model, not a curated record.